This is a messenger RNA of Carassius auratus (goldfish), 1652 nucleotides long. RefSeq names its product major histocompatibility complex class I-related gene protein-like. Gene Ontology annotation, cellular component: external side of plasma membrane. Lineage: Eukaryota; Metazoa; Chordata; Actinopteri; Cypriniformes; Cyprinidae. The record is from RefSeq and is a predicted model, not a curated record. Gene Ontology annotation, biological process: immune response. The transcript has 6 exons. The coding region runs from base 43 to 1170 and encodes 375 amino acids.
UCAGGUGUUGCAAAUGCUACAGAGUUUUAGCAGCGCUCUUCGAUGACUACGCAAAGAAUUGUGUGUCAAAUUAAUGGAUUUUCAUCUGAAAUGAUCUUCAUAAUUUUCUUAAUCUGCAUACCUUUUGUUCAUUCAGCGUCUCACACGCUCAUCACUACAUACACCGGAGUAAAUGGACAGACAGUUGCAGAAACUCCAGAAGUUUCUUCUGUAUCUACACUGGAUGGACAACAGAUUGAUUAUUAUGACAGUGUUAUAAAGAAGCUGAUUCCCAAACAGGACUGGAUGAAGGAGUUUGCUGCUACAGAAAUAUGGAAAGAAUACACUAAGAUCAGAGAACAAGUGCAGCAGAUCAACAAAAUCAACAUUACUGCUCUAAUGGAGCAAUUCAGUCAGCCACAUGGUGUUCAUACAUAUCAGAGGAUUUAUGGAUGUGAUUGGGAUGAUGAGACUGGAAAAUCACAUGGGUUUGAUCAGCACGGUUAUGAUGGAGAAGAUUUCAUCUUUCUGGACCUGAAGGAGCUCAGAUACAUCACAGCUGUAGCGCAGGGAAUACCUACAGUGAUGAAGUGGAACAAUGACAGAGAACGACUUGUCUAUCUAAAACGAUAUUUUAGAUAUAAGUGCACUGACUGGAUGACAUAUUUCUUGACAUCAAGGAAAGUGGAUUUUGAGAGAAGAGCUCCUGAAGUGUCUCUGUUACAGAAAACUUCCUCCUCUCAAGUGAAGUGUCAUGCCUCAGGUUUCUACCCAUCAGCAGUGAAUAUCACCUGGUUAAGAAAUGGAGAAGAUCACGAUGAGGAUGUAGAUCUUGGAGAGUUACUACCAAAUGAAGAUGGGACCUUCCAGAAGACUGUUUCCCUCCGUGUUACUCCAGAUGAAUGGGAGAAGCACCAGUAUGUUUGUGUGGUGGAGCACGAGACAGGGACUAUACUGAGGAAUCUGACUGAGGACGAGAUCAAGAGUAACUACGGACCUACAAAAAGGUACUUCACAAUACUUAUGAGUGUGAUGUACGCACUGACUUUCAUCCUCGUAGUCCUUCUAGUCCUGUAUGUUGGUACUGCAUUCCUUAUUCAGAAAGAAAGUAAUGCAACCAGUAACCAGGAAGAUAGUCUAUUGCAUAGCCCAUCCAGUGAUAGCAUUGAAACUGUCAACAAAGCUCUUUGAAUGGUUUUCUCCAGUCAUCUGCACUUUCCCCAGAAUGUGGGAGAUCAGAUGAUUUCCAGCAUGCACCUGAGACCAAAACGUGUUUAUUGCUGAAUAAUAUUCUUGAGUAUGGGCACUCAAGUAUGAACGCUGAUCUUUUGUACCAAACACAAUGAUCACAUGACCAAAUAAAAAGAAAAAAGAAAAAAAGGAAAAGAACACUUUCUAACAUAUUUGUGAGGUUGAGUCUAUAAAAAUACUGGAUAUGCAUCAAUGUAUAAAUUCAAAUGCAUAUCAGCUAAAGAGCACCCAGAUACUGUCUGAAUAUUACAAUUAUGUUAAUUUCAGGUGUCAUGAGAGAUUUGAAUGUACUAUUGUGAUAUUGUCUUUCAUCACUCAAAUUUGUAUAUAUUUUAAAGUAAAAUAACCUUUUUUUGUAAAUAUACUGUUCACUGAAUAAGACUAGUUUGACAGCUAGCUUUGUUAGUUUUAAAUGGAAAAAU